CAGAUACUUACAAACGCUUGCCUGAAAAUAACUAACAGAAUCCCUUAGUCUACUGUCCUCUAGACAUACUUUUGAACCUAAUGUUGUUUAUAUGUAUUUACGUCGAAAAGCGCAACAUCUGUACCUUUGUUUACGCGGCGAUCCGACUAACCGCAAAGCUAGAGUAAUGUCCGUUCUAAAGCUGUUAUGCCCGUUAAUACUACUGUCUAUUUUAUGUUUCGGUCUUAUUCGCAGUGAAGCGAAUGGACCUAAAGUUACUGACAAAGUGUUCUUCGAUAUUGAAGUUGAUGGAAAACCACUUGGUCGAAUAAUUAUCGGAUUGUUUGGUAAAACGGUGCCUAAGACAGUAGAAAAUUUCAAACAACUUUCAAUUGGCACUCAACUGAAGGAUGGUCGAACUGCUUCAUAUAAAGGAAGCACUUUUCAUCGUGUCAUUAAGUCAUUCAUGAUACAAGGUGGAGACUUCACAAACCACGAUGGAACUGGAGGUUUUAGUAUUUAUGGCGAUAAGUUCCCUGAUGAAAACUUCAAAUUGAGACAUGUGGGUGCAGGGUGGCUGUCAAUGGCUAAUGCUGGUCCUGAUACAAAUGGAAGCCAAUUCUUUAUUACGACCGUGAAGACCUCGUGGUUAGAUGGAAAACAUGUUGUUUUCGGAAAAGUUUUAGAAGGAAUGAACAUUGUUAGACAGAUUGAAAAUGAAACGACGGAUUCAAGAGAUAGACCUGUCAAGAGCAUCAAGAUAGCCAGAUGUGGGCACAUUCCCGUGGAAACAGCUUUCUCGGUAACGAACUCUGAUGCUGUCGACUGAACUAGUAUGAAGAAUUUCUUAUACUGUUUUGUAUUUAUGUACAUUCGUGAAUAUAAUUUAGUAUGAUGGA
Messenger RNA from Schistosoma rodhaini, 878 nucleotides. Lineage: Eukaryota; Metazoa; Platyhelminthes; Trematoda; Strigeidida; Schistosomatidae. The record is from the annotation of a GenBank genome assembly.